CAAUUAACAUUAAUGCAUCACUAGUAUUACUGACAUCUUGUCAGUUCUGAAGCAUUGCACAAACAAGCUUUGUUACUAUUGAAUCACAAAGGGGCAAAGUCCUUUGAGAUAAUCACAGACUGCAGCAUGCCCACUGUUACAGAGAAUAGAGAAGAACAACUAAAACAUUCUUAAAAUAUAUAUCUUUUAAGCACUGAAUCACUAUAUUAUGUGAGGAGUGCCUCGAAUGAUGACUCUGGAAUUAUACUUCUUGAUGGUUCCACUCUCAGAGAAGAUGAUGGAGCAUGGCUAUUUGAAGGUCUCAAGAACAAGUUUUCUUUACAACAUUACUUGUAUAUUGCUUUUAGUUCCAGUCUGAGUGCUGUAAGCCUGUGGCUUAAAAGCAUUCCAGAAAAAGCUAGCUAUCACAGAGUAAAUAUUGGAUAUAAUGGGCAAAAGCUAUGUAGUAACAUAUGUCCUCUGGGGUUUUGGAGGACUCUUUGGAUUUCAUCACAUCUAUCUGGGCCGUGACAGUCAUGCCCUUCUCUGGAUGGUAACACUAGGUGGAUUUGGGAUGGGCUGGGUUUUAGAAUUCUGGAAAAUUCCAAGCUAUGUGAUGAAAGCCAACAGGAAACAAGAAGAUUUGAGCCAAAGCCACCGUCAGAAACCAUCAAUGAGCAUAAUAAGCUUUUUUGCACAAAUUAUUGUUGGCAUUUAUUUUGGAAUAGUAGCUAUCAUUGGACUGUCAUCAUUGAACACCUUUUACUUCAUCAUGUUGCCUUUGGCUGUUGGUCUUGGAAUCCAUCUUGUGGCAAGCAUCAGUGAAGAGACCUCUGAUUUAAGGAAGACUUUGACUGCAGCUGGUAUAACAUCACUUAUAUUCUAUGAGCGGCCCAUAGCUAUAUUGCCAGUCAGUAUUGUUGCCAGUAUAAUAUCGCAGAAAAAUCGGCGGAUCAAAACACCAAGUGUCCAUGAUAACUUCAGUGUCAGAGCCUACAGGUUAGGGCUGGCUUAUCUGGCAUUCUAUAUGCCUCUUGCCUACCUGGCAAUACAUAACACAGUACUCACAGCUGCUUAUAUAAAGGACAUUGCUUCUGUUAUUUUAGACCUAUUUACAUCAUUUCUUUUCUUUCCCUACACUGUUUGGAAAACAUUUACAUCAGGCUAUGGCUUUUUUCAAGAAUGGGAGAAGAUAAUUAAAUUGUUCAACAGCUUACAAGGUGAAACAGCAGAAAUUGCUUAUAAGACCCUUGGGUUAGAAGAUGGUGCAACAAUGGAGGAAAUCAGCAAAAUGUACAAGGAACUGGUGAAAUUGUGGCAUCCAGAUCAUAACCCAGACCAUUCAGAGGAGGCAGAGAAGCGAUUCAUUGAAAUCCAAACAGCCUACAAAAUGCUAAAGAAGCUGAAGAAAUCAGCAGAAUUAUAAGGGCUCUGUACUAAUACUCCUUGUUCUUCUUUGUCAGAAAAGUCUAAUGAUAUUCUGACGUUAUUUUGUUAUUAGUUUUAAGGAAAAUGUAGAUGUAUGAAAAAUAGAACUGUGAUUAAAACUAAAUUGAAAUAAAUUGUUGUAGCUCUGGGUGGAAGUGAGUUUAAUAUAUUCCAUGGCCUCAAUAGUAGGUAGACUGCACGGUGCAAAAAUGCUGUCUGCAGGAACAUUAAUCUUAGCCCCUAUUUUAUGAGAAAAUUCUAGAAAUUUGUGUAAUUUGAUAUGUCUGAGUACUGAAAAAAUACAGACUUCCAUCGAAUUUAGUAUUUUAGACCAGAGUACCCAUUCACCAUAUCUUGUAUUUCUUCUUGCUUUUACAACUUAUAAAACUGUCAUUUUGCUUUGA
This is a messenger RNA of Protopterus annectens (West African lungfish), 1811 nucleotides long. RefSeq names its product DnaJ heat shock protein family (Hsp40) member C22 (gene DNAJC22). The record is from RefSeq and is a predicted model, not a curated record. Lineage: Eukaryota; Metazoa; Chordata; Ceratodontiformes; Protopteridae. Bases 428 to 1405 code for a protein of 325 amino acids. Gene Ontology annotation, biological process: endocytosis. Gene Ontology annotation, cellular component: early endosome; plasma membrane. The transcript has 4 exons.